Centropristis striata (black sea bass) is the source of this 3124-nucleotide messenger RNA. It is a transcript of the gene acsf3, whose product is annotated as acyl-CoA synthetase family member 3. Bases 197 to 1963 code for a protein of 588 amino acids. The transcript is spliced from 10 exons. NCBI's taxonomy places the organism in Eukaryota, Metazoa, Chordata, Actinopteri, Perciformes, Serranidae. Gene Ontology annotation, molecular function: medium-chain fatty acid-CoA ligase activity. The record is from RefSeq and is a predicted model, not a curated record. Gene Ontology annotation, biological process: fatty acid metabolic process.
UUUGCAGCGUGUACUUUCGAGGCAGGAACUAUUUCAAGCGGCACUUGUUUCAUGCCGGACGACUAAUGCCGUUGCGCCGUCCUUCACUUAAGGACCCACCGGCUUCUGUUUUGGAUGUCUGAUAUGAGCGGAUGUGAGAGGCUGAGGAUGGAGCCGUCUUGAGGUUUUGACCUUGGAGCCUCUGAACAGCUCAAACAUGCUGUCAGGACUUGUUGCUGCUUGCUGUCACUCUCUGAAGUGGACACGGCCUCGCUGGAAAGCCACACUUCACAGCACUUAUAGCCCAUCAAAGCCAUGGCAAUGGCUACUGGGAACUGUGGUUCACAGAGGGGCUCAUAGAUGGACGACAGCACCACCAUUAAAGAUAAAUCAGAAGCCAGUGUUUACCAGAGCACCAGCAUUUGGAGAUAAGAUUGCUAUCAUAGACAGCAGUGGCAGCCACAGCUACAAGCAGCUGUAUUGCAGCAGCUUAGAUCUUGCAAGAAGAAUCAGCACCGCUCUCAAGUCUGACUUUGGGGGUUUGGAUGGAAAACGAGUCUCCUUCCUGUGUGCUAAUGAUGCUUCCUAUACAGUGGCGCAGUGGGCAGCCUGGAUGAGUGGUGGGACGGCGGUGCCGCUCUACUGGAAACUCCCUGUAUCUGAGCUGGAGUACAUCAUCUCUGACUCCCAGAGUUCUCUGCUGGUGGCGGGGUAUCGCUAUGCUAAAACCCUGGAACCGCUGGCCCGGAGGCUGGGGCUGCCAUGUCUGACGCUGCCCCCUACUCCUAGCCUGGGCACUUUAGAUGUAGCAGACAUCCGAGAGAGCGAGGAAGGAGCCAUCACACACUGGGCUGAUCGACCAGCUAUGAUCAUCUACACCAGUGGUACCACAGGGAGACCUAAAGGAGUUCUACAUACACACGGCAGCAUCCAGGCCAUGGUCCAGUGUCUGGUUUCAGAGUGGGCGUGGUCCAGAAGUGACAUCAUCCUCCACACUUUGCCGCUCCACCACGUGCACGGCAUCGUUAACAAGCUGCUGUGCCCGCUCUGGGUGGGCGCCACCUGCGUCAUGUUGCCUCAAUUCAAGCCUCAGCAGGUGUGGAAGAUGCUGUUGAGCUCCAAGGCUCCCCUGGUUAAUGUUUUCAUGGCCGUUCCAACUAUCUACUCAAAGCUGAUCCACUACUAUGAUCAGCACUUCAAACAGCCUCACGUCAAGGAGUUUGUCAAAGCGGUCUGCAAAGAGAGGAUCAGGCUGAUGGUUUCAGGCUCGGCUGCUCUUCCUCUUCCCAUUCUGCAGCGCUGGGAGGAGAUUACAGGACACACACUGCUAGAACGCUACGGCAUGACAGAGAUCGGCAUGGCACUGUCCAACCCUCUUAGCGGCCCACGCAUCCCAGGUGCUGUAGGGUUGCCACUUCCCGGUGUCGAAGUCCGGAUUGUCAUGAAUAACACAACCAACAUUAACAUUGUGGAGGGUAAUCACAGCGAGACUCAGGUACGUCCAGGUAUGGAGGGGAAACAAGGGGAGCUGCUAGUCAGAGGUCCAUCUGUCUUUAAGGAGUACUGGAACAAACCUCAGGAGACCAAAGAGUCUUUCACUGAUGACGGCUGGUUCAAAACAGGUGACACAGCGGCCUAUAGAGACGGUGUUUAUUGGAUUUUGGGCCGCACUAGUGUCGACAUCAUCAAGAGCGGUGGCUACAAGAUCAGUGCGCUCGAGGUGGAGCGUCACCUGCUGGCUCACCCCGACAUCAUGGAUGUGGCUGUGAUCGGGUCCCCAGAUGCCACUUGGGGUCAAAAAGUCACUGCAGUGGUACAGCUAAGGAAUGGGCAGACUAUGACACUGGAAGAGUUGAAAAUUUGGGCAAGGGAGCACAUGGCGCCCUACAUCAUCCCCACAGGCCUGCUGGUGGUGGAGGAGAUGCCAAGGAAUCAGAUGGGCAAGGUCAACAAGAAGGACCUCCUGCGACACUUCUUCCCAUGACUGAACCAUUUCGAUAUGUAUGACAACAUACAGGAUCCUGGUUAAGGAACUGCAGAUGUCCUGGCGGUCUCCAGCUGACCCUUAAUCAGAUAAACAUCACAGAAAAGUGUACGCAGGAAAUACAGAGUAAUGGAAAAACACCUCAUGGAAAAUCACUUAACUCGGAGGUAACUUAAUCACAACUAUAAACACUGCCGCAAAGGUAAUUCUAUUACACUGAAUUCCAAUUUUGCCAAGCAUUGUUUAUCACUUACUGUGUAAGAGAGGUCUGGAAAUCAUCACUUUGGUAUGUGAUUUAUUGAGGCAAUAUGAAACAGAACUACACCAAAUGUGUAUCAAAAUUGCAACAGAAUUGAUCAAGAAAAAGUCUAAAUUAGGAAUCAAAAAUGGUGCUGUCCGCUUAGUGGUUAAAAAUGCAAAUGAGCCAACAUGGAUGUGACAGGUAAUAAUAAUAUAAUAUCUAAGAGAUUGUCAAGUGUUGUAAAUUAUUUUGUCAUCUAAUUUGACCCACUUUUAUAGGGAUUGCAGUUGUCCCAUUUCUGUUAUGCAUUCUGUGUUAAUUCUAAGCAGGUUUAGUAGUUUCACACUGGACACAUGUUAAAGUACGCUCAAAUCUAAGAAAAAAGGAAAGGAAAUGCCUCCCUAAUGGCAGCAAAAAGAGAAAAACAGUAGAUAUGAGAGACUCUCCAGGAUAUGGCAUCCACUUUUAACAAAUUAAUGACACUCUCAAAGAAAUAAAUGAAAAAAUAAAUAAAAACCCAUUAUGCCAUUACAUCACAAUGCCAUUUUCUACCUCUAGUUUAGGCCUAGGUCCUUUCAUAGUGUAACAGAAGUCAUGUUUGCUUCUUCACAACACAGCGGUACCUGUUGGUGAAGGUUGAUUUGAGCUCUUAUUGCUAUAUUCUGAUGUUUUACUGGUGAAAAUGGUUUGAUCAGAUAAUACGGGAUGAAUUUUGGUGUUUGACUGAUGUACUGUAUAGAAUCAUAGUUAAUUACACCUGCAGCGAACUAAAUAAAGGACAUUGUGAUGUUCGAGCAGGGAGACAUGAAGAAAUCUGAUCAGUGGAAAUCACUAUUCAUAUGAGGUCCUGAUCAUUGCACACACACUUGAAAUAACAGAUUCUGUUUAUUUGCAUAUUAAAAAGUUUUAUAAAAUAGAAA